UAAUGUGACGUGGCGUCAACACUAGCAGAAAUCACUGACAAAACACAGGACAGAAAAAUGGCCGCAUUAGUGAAUUGGAGUUAUACUUAUUCUAUAUACUUUGGAAUACUUGCAUUGCUUUAUAUGACUUCAACUACUAUUGCAGACGUAAACAAUACAUCCGUAACUUGUUCAGCAAUGUGUCGAGGAAAUGAUUGUACGACAUAUUGUAACGGUCCAAUGGCUGUAGCUUCGGCUCAGGGCUUUAAUGCAGCCGCAACGGUGGACGGCGAAUUAAGUACUGUUGAGUGUAAUGGAGCGUUUUGUCAUUCCAAUUGUAAUGGUUACUCAAACACAUGCAUGGCCAAGUGUAUUGGGCGUGCAUGCAAUGCCGGGUGCAACUCAUCUUCAUGCUUGGCAAAUGCAGAUGGGCCUACUGGAGCGAAAGCCAUUUGUUCGGGUCAAAGCUGUAAUGCUAUAUGUUCGGGGGACAGAUGUAAAGCGGUUUGUAAUGGACCGUCAUGUAUAUCGGAGUGCCGAGCAAGAAUGUGUGAUGCUACCUGUCAUGGUCACGACUGCAAAUCUACAUGCGCUGGACCAAAUUGUGUGACAACCAUAACAGAUCAUGAAGUCCAUGGAGACGAUGAGAGUGAAGAGAAAUCAAGCGCAGAUGCAUAAAAAAAGUUUGCCUGAAAAAUAGUGGAGCAGAGGGCGUCGCAUCGUCUGAUAAUAAAGAUAGUAAUAGAAAA
Cydia pomonella (codling moth) is the source of this 728-nucleotide messenger RNA. Its product is annotated as keratin-associated protein 9-1-like. The record is from RefSeq and is a predicted model, not a curated record. Lineage: Eukaryota; Metazoa; Arthropoda; Insecta; Lepidoptera; Tortricidae. Bases 58 to 657 code for a protein of 199 amino acids. The transcript is spliced from 20 exons.